Molecule: messenger RNA, 990 nt
Organism: Eremothecium sinecaudum
Lineage: Eukaryota; Fungi; Ascomycota; Saccharomycetes; Saccharomycetales; Saccharomycetaceae
Gene: RCI37
Product: Rci37p
Exons: 1
Coding region: 1-990 (329 amino acids)
Source: RefSeq, a predicted model, not a curated record
AUGGCAGAUAAUCCAAAUAACAGUAAUAAUUCUAAUAAUUCGGCUCAAGUUAAGCUUUUAGAACAACCCUGGUUCCAGAAGGCUUACAAAUCUGCAGUAGAGUUUUACAAAUAUGAUGAGGUACUACAGCCUGAGGAUCGUUUAUCUCUAUCUCAAUCUUAUGUUAGGAUCUCGAAAUCGCAAUUCUGGGGUGGUUGGCUGGCAUUUUCAUUAGUGUUUGUGCCUCCAUUUAUACAGCGGUAUUAUCGGACAAAUAGCAUUAAAGGUGUAAAGUUGGCCAGAAAUUUCAUUCUAGGGAGCGUUGCCAUGUUUAUUGGAAGUAAUUUUGGCAGUUCAUAUAUGUAUCGUAAGAUUUUGGAUGAUAUGAAGCCUGAAUUUGACUAUGGCGAUGCUGAAGAACAAAGCGCAUUGGCAUCUAAAAGGAGACAGUACAAUAUCAUGAAACUUAUAAAAGAUGGUUCCUCCAAUAAAUGGGCCAGUUACUUCAUGAAUACCUACCAUGACCCCGGCAGGCGGCUACCAAACCCAGAAACGAAAUUGCGGGAGUUACAGGCGGGAAAAGUACCCAGGGUAAACCCGGUGCUUGAUCAGCGGGAUCCGAUGGGCCUUUAUACAUCACCUAAAAAACAGAUACCACAAGAACCCAAACCUUUGGAACACCGACCAAGCGAAAUAGAUAGUCUUGAUGGAUGGACUUCUGGUUGGCCUGAAGAGCCAAAAAAAACAACAGAAUCAGCAUGGAAUCGGGUGCGUCAGCAGAAUACUGCAUCCAAUCCUGCCACUAGUAAUACAUGGGAAAGUUUGCGUCAGCGAAGUACUCGUCCUGAACAGCGUAAUGGUGAUCAUCAAAAUCACUUAGGAGUCUUCGGUAAUUAUGGUGACUUCCGUGAUGGCCAAAAUUACACCAGUAACGAUGAUACGAUGUAUACGGAUGACGACAUAAUGGACAUGCUGGCAGGGGAGCAGGACCGUUAUGGAAAGGAUAAUUAA